AGCAACAUCCUGGCGAAUCGCAACGGUAACAACGGAAACGGUGGUGGUAGCGGUGGAAAUAAUGCUUCUGGCGGCGGCGGCGGCGGAGGUGGUGGUGGUGGUAAUAAUGUAGCAGAGGGAUCGCGACGUAACGGCGCUGCUGCAGCUGCUGCUGCUGUCGCAGCGGCUAAUGUUGCGGGAGGUGCUGGCGAACAAGGCGCCGCAGCAGGUGGUGGCGGUGCAGCUGAGUGGAAUCCAGAAGAAAUCGAUCGUUUUAGUUUCGAUGAUUCUGAUCGGUUCGAAGAAGAUUCCCUUUGUAGUUGGAGCUCUGAACCGGAAUCGCUCUGCAAUAAUUGGCGUGGUUGGAAGAAACCCUCCAGUUUCGGUUUAACUAAUCCCAUAACGGCUAGUGCUAGCUCAACGCCGGCAAAUACCGGUAGUGCAGUGCGGAAAAAUGACGUUGACUGUGAGGUCUCUUCACUCACCGAGCUCGCUGCACGUUGUGUCGCCUCAUAUAUCCCCUUCGAGUUGGUCGAACAUGUCUAUCCGCCCGUACCGGAACAACUGCAAUUGCGCAUAGCAUUUUGGAGUUUCCCAGACAAUGAAGAGGAUAUACGUCUCUAUUCCUGUUUAGCAAAUAGUUCCGCGGAUGAAUUUAACCGUGGCGAUCAGUUGUUUAAGACGCGCGCUGUUAAGGACACACUACAAAUUGGUUUUCAUUUGUCCGCCACUGUAGUUGGUCAAACACCACGUGCCCACUUCAAUGUGGCUGUUACCUUCGAUCGUAGGCGCAUCUCGUCGUGCAAUUGUACUUGCACUUCGCCCGCCUAUUGGUGCUCGCACGUGGUCGCCGUCUGUUUACAUAGAAUUCAUAAUCCCUUAGAAGUAUGUUUACGUGCACCCGUCUCUGAAUCGUUGACACGUUUGCAACGUGAUCAAUUGCAGAAAUUCGCGCAAUAUUUAAUCAGCGAAUUACCGCAACAAAUAUUACCAACAGCGCAACGCUUGCUGGAUGAGCUGCUCAGCUCACAGCCCACUGCCAUAAAUACGGUGUGCGGUGCGCCUGAUCCAACAGCUGGUGCUUCUGUGCACGAUCAGACAAGUUGGUAUUUGGAUGAGAAGACUUUGCAUGCUAAUAUUAAGCGUAUUUUAAUUAAAUUCUGCCUACCGGCACCAAUAGUUUUUAGCGAUGUAAAUUAUUUAACAAACUCCGCACCACCGGCUGCAGCCGAAUGGAGUUCACUAUUACGUCCGUUACGCGGUCGUGAGCCGGAGGGCAUGUGGAAUCUACUAUCAAUUGUACGUGAAAUGUAUAGACGUUGCGAUCGUAAUGCUGUACGUUUGCUUGAGAUCAUCACCGAAGAGUGUAUGAUGUGCGAUCAAAUAUUGAUAUGGUGGUUCCAAACGAAAUUGUCACUAAUGAUGGGCUCACACGGGCAUAGCGGUGGCAAACACUCGAAUACACAUUCAAAUUCAACGGCCCUCCAGCAUGCCUGUAGUUCUUUGUGCGAUGAAAUUGUAGUGUUGUGGCGUUUGGCAGCAUUAAAUCCCGGCUUAGCGCCCGAUGAGCGUGACAUGUUGCAUGCGCAAUUCACUGCAUGGCAUCUGAAGAUACUCGACCGUGUGGUGAAGUGUCGCAUGAUGCCGGCAUCGUACAGCAAUAAGCACCAACAGAAUUCAAGAUCUGAUGCGGAAAUGUUUGUUGGUUUUAAGCCAGCUAUUGAAGCUUGUUAUUUGGACUGGGAGGAGUAUCCCAUUGCUGGUAUCACGCACACACACGAUACCAAUCCAAUAUAUUAUAGCCCUUUCACAUGUUUCAAGCACACCGAUUCGAAAAGCGAAACGAAUAGUUGUCAAUUGAACGCCACACAAGCGGUAAUGGCCAACAACAAGCACUACAACUAUAUCAGCUCAUCCACGGAUCAUGGCGCACAUGCCGCAUUCAAACAGCGCCAUGAGCGUCCGUUCCGUGAACGUUUCUACAUUUCGUCCAGCAAUAAUUCGAGUAAUUCAUCAAGUGACAGUGUACAUGCACGUCUACAUCAAGGACUUGGUGCGGCUGCUGGAGGAGCAUCCGGUAGUGGAUGUGUCGGUGGUGCAGUUGGUGUGAGUAUUAAUCCACCAGCAGCGGAUGGUGGUGUAAUGAGCAAUGUUGGUGCGAUGGUUGCCGGCGCUAGUAAUGCCUUGGCUAAUGUGGAAGCAAACGUUCUACGUACAGAUGCUGGACCAAGUGGGAGUGGUCAUGGCGGUGUGCCAGGCGGCGGUGUCACCAUAAACAGCAUCAGCGGUCCCUCAGCAAUAGCAGAUUUGCCCCGUCUACCAAUGAGCAGUGUAACCGGUGGAAGUGGCAGCGGGAGUGUUGGUGGCGGUGGUGUAGGUGUCGGUAGUGCUUUGGGCGCUGGUAUUGGUGGUGGUGGUGGUGACGGGAAUCGUUCCAGCGCAAGCAGUGAAGGUUUUUGUGAGAAUGAAGACUUUGGCGGCGACAGCAGUAGUAAUAACCUUUGUGCGGAAGGUGGUCAAACGCUCGCGCCAACACAUGCAACUGGUACAACAAUGCGGCUGGAGCCAGCAGAUUCGCCACGCAAUUUCGGCGCACUAAGUGCCGAUGUGCCAGUUAUGAGCUCCGUAGGGCCAAGCGUUGGCACAUCAUAUCAAACGACCACUUCAUUAUCGUCCGACACCUCAUCCUCUACAUCAAGCUCGUCAUCGAACUCUUCGUCGUCAUCGAUGUUGAUGGGUGCUGCCGGCAUAGAUGCCACACCCGACGUGACAGCGAAAGCUAGCAAUAAAUUAAUAUUGGGCGUUGACGUCAGACGUAUGUCGAAAGAGGAAUCCUUCUCUUCAUCCAGUGACGAGUUCAACACACAUGAUUUACCCGUUGCGGCAAAGCCGGAAGAGUUGACCCCUGUGGCAAGCACAUCUGCAGCGGCAGCGACGGCAACAGUAGUUAAAUCGGCGCCGGCUUUAGCAGCAGCUGCCUCAACAUCGACUGCACACAAUAAGCAAACGUCGCCUGCAAAUUCGUCAAAUGCUGAUCAGCAUGCGGCAACAACAGCAGCAACAAGCGCUACGGGCAAUCAACCGGUAGCAAGCACUUCACACGCAGCUCAGCAAACCACAGGGGGUAGUGAAAAACCCCACAUCUUCUCGAAUGUACGUCCCACUGAGGACGCUUGGGAUAUACUUUUGGCGCGCUCUGAGGGCCUACAUGCCCAUGGGCAUGGCCGAGAGGCGUGUAUAUUGGCAGUGCGUUUGGCCGAAGAGAUGUUGGCUAACCCGCCCAAUUUGAUGGUGGAACUGCCGCAGAUGCCGAAACGCAAGGGUAAAAAUAAAAAUAUCAAUCCCAUCUCACAUCAUCUCACUGUGUUGGCGUCCUCCACUUUGUCAAAAUGUGCAUUCCUUUGCACUGUGUUGUCGGAGAAUUCAGAACACUUUCAUAUUGCAUUCAGAAUUUGCCUGUUCGCUUUGGAAAUGCCACGCCCUCCAGCCAGCACAAAGCCGCUGGAAGUGAAAUUGGCCAAUCAAGAAGCAGAUAUACUCACGCUCUUAAAGAAAAUACCACUAAACGAGCCCGAAUUACAGGUAAUACGUGAACGCGCCGAAUGUCUGCGCAACGGUACAUUUAAAUCGCGCGGUGAGGCAUUACUACCCAUCAAUUUGGCAACAUUCAUCUUCGACGCGCUGGUUAUGCCACAACUAACCAGUAAAGAACAACGGAAUCGCCUUCUUAGUAUGAUGUAUCGUCUGCCCUCCGACGAAAACUUAGGUUUUGAAGCAGCAGUGGCCGCUUUGGGCUUGAAAGCGAAUGUGUCGGAGGCAGAACAUCCGUUACUAUGCGAGGGUACCAGACGUCAACGUGGCGAGCUCGCGCUAACCCUCCUCUGCUAUUAUAAGGAUGAACCGCGAAAAAUCGCCAAGAUCAUGGAGAAACUUUUGGACCGUGAGAUACAUGUGUUGCUGAAAACACCACUGCUGCCAGCAUAUUACUCGAACAACCCACCUGUGCGCACCGCUGCAUCGUCGAUGUCGCGACGUGAAGAACAAGAGUAUGCGAGCGCGAUUAACGGCGGCGGCGGCGGCGCACAUAAUGCUAACCUUAACGAUAUGUUCCCGUCGGAUUAUGGUUCGGUGGGCGGUAAUAGUCGUCCACACAGUUCAACCAGCGCCGAAUUGGAGGUAGGCAUGAGCGCACUCAGUGUCUCGUCUUCACAGGGCGGCGGUAGUGGCACGCUAACUGGCGCCACUGGUAGCAGUCAACCUAUGACUGGACCUGGUGGACAAGCGAAUGUCUCUGGCGGCGCCACAAGUCGGUCCAAAGAUAGCCGCUACAAGGGCAAACGCGCGUACCCAUCUAUACCCAAUCAGCCCUCGGAAGCGAGCGCGCAUUUUAUGUUCGAGCUCGCUAAAAAUUUACUCAUCAAAGCGGGUGGUAAUUCAUCAACUUCCCUAUUUACACAGGCCAGCACUAAUCAGGGUCAUCACGGACCACAUCGAGCGCUACAUAUAUGCGCCUUUCAGCUGGGUCUGUACGCACUCGGCUUACACAAUUGGGUCAGUCCCAAUUGGCUGUCACGCACCUAUUCAUCGCACGUCUCUUGGAUACUCGGACAAGCGAUGGAAAUCGGCGCACCCGCUAUUAGUUUCCUCAUAGACACAUGGGAAGGCCACUUAACGCCGCCCGAAGCAGCAGGUAUGGCAGAUCGCGCUUCUCGUGGCUGGGACAACAAUAUGGUAUACCCCGCAGCUGAGCUGGCGCUCUCAGUAUUACCACAUGCAGCUGCACUCAAUCCCAACGAAAUUCAGCGCGCCAUAUUGCAAUGCAAAGAGCAAAGUGAUCAUAUGCUCGAACGUGCUUGCAUCACCGUAGAGAAUGCGGCUAAAGGUGGUGGUGUCUAUCCCGAAGUACUCUUCCAAGUGGCGCGUUACUGGUACGAGUUAUACGGCCACAAUACACCGAACAAUGAAAACGAACAACACGAUGACCAUUUGGAUCACUCUGCGGUUAGUCUCAGCGCUUUAAUAGAAUCCCAUCAACAUCAUGAGAUGCAACAACAAAUGCAAGCGCAAGUACAAGCACAGCAACAGCCGCAAGGCAGUAUGGUCGGUCCACCUCCAGUUAUGCCAACAGCACCACCGGGUGGCCCCAAUGCACCACUUCAGCCAGGUCAGGUGGUGGUAACCACAGCGCCGCAACCCUUUCAACAAGGUGUUGCUACACUCGCGUCCAUUGGCUUACCGCCAUAUCCGCCGUAUAGUUUCUGCCAAAAUCUAUACCAUCACAAUAUCACCACUUACCCGGGUAAUCAAAUGCAAAUGUAUAUUUCUGCAGGUCCACCGCCCCCGCAAGCAUACCCCGGUUAUCCGUCGCAGCCAACGCAACAACAGAAUCCAUCUGCAAUGCAGCCGGGUGGCUCAGCACAACCGCCCUCACCGUAUGUACACCAACAAGCAGCACCUGGAGGCGGCUUCCCACCACAAAUGCCACCACAACAACUGCCACCACAGGCGUAUCAGGCAAUGCAGUGUGGUCCUGUUGGUGCGCCACCCAAUAGUUUUCCGCCACAACCCGGUCAAGGUGGACCGCCACAAAUGCCACCACAGAAUAUGCAACAAGUUGCCGCUGCUGCUGCUGCUGGCGCUGCCGCUUACUAUGGGCAACCGCCGCAUCAGCAAGUGCCGCCACAACAUCCCUCACAAGCAGCUGCAGCUAGUGUAGCUAUGGCGCAACACCAAAUGCGACAGCAACAACAGCAAGGUGUUUAUCCGCCGUUCGUGCAACAACAGCAGCCGCCACAGCCGCCUGUGCGUCAACGACAUCCACAUCAAUUCACUUCAACACAACUGCGUUAUCUACUCGCCGCUUAUAAUGUGGGAAUGUUGGCUAUGGAGACUUUAGCGCGUCGUGUACAUGAUGAUCGUCCGCAAGCGAAAUAUGCACGUAAUCCUCCCUACGGCGAGGAUGUCAAAUGGUUGUUGCGCAUCUCCAAAAAACUGGGCACUCAAUAUCUGCACCAAUUCUGCGUUUGUGCUGUAAACUCGAUUGUCAGUCCGUUCGUUUUGCACGACGUCGCCAUUGAGUCGGCGCAUUAUUUGGGCAGAAACAAUCACCAGUUGGUAAUGCAACAUUUGCGUUCGGCGUUAACGCCGCUGGUGCAAAAGUGCCAGCAAAUGUACAUUCAAUGUAUACAUCAGAAAUUGUAUCAUCUGACGCAGGCAGACUAUGAAGAUUUCGCAAGUAUUAUCUUAGCGGCACGGGCGGCUUUCCAAAUUACACCGGAAGGAAGUGCUCAAUUCAAGGAUUGGCUGCAAUCGAUCAAAAGAUCGAAAUCCUGCAAAAAGGAAUUAUGGACGCAAAUCAAUGCAGCAUUGCAAAGCAAUUCUAAAUGACAAAGACUUGAUUCAUUCAGUUUGUCACAUUCAUCGUCCGCACCGAAAAUUGACAAUUACUUUUCAACAAACAACAACAACAACAACACUGCAACCAAUUCAACAACAUCAACGUCAGCUGCUGUAGACAACGUGGUAAUAAAAACAACAUUAGAUAACACAACAACAAACCCAACCGUCGCUGCAUCAGCCGCCGGCGCCGCUGCAGCUGCUGCUUCUAAUGCGAACUUACACAAAUUUGAAUGUAAUGCAGCGACGGUUGGUAAUGAAAUAGCUGGUGUUGGUAGCAGUAACAUACCACUCGGCGGUGGUGGUAGUGGGGGAAGCCUAGGCCGCAGCAACAACGGUAACAAUCAAAAUAACAGCAAUUGUAACACAAGUAACGGCAACAGCAGUAAUUCACAACACAACAAUAAUGCUAGCAGUAGCGGCAGACAUGGGAAAACCAUAGGGGCCGCAGGAUGUGGCUUGGCAACAUUGCCUAAUGCAACAAUUACACCCUUGUCGGCAACAUCCGCAGGCAGCACACCGCCUAGCAGCGCAGAGGCGACAAAUACCAACAGUUUCGCCUAUUAUACGGCAGGUAUAGCGGAGGGUGCGGCGCAACGGCAUGUUUCAACUGUGGCAGCAGCAA
Molecule: messenger RNA, 7000 nt
Organism: Ceratitis capitata (Mediterranean fruit fly)
Lineage: Eukaryota; Metazoa; Arthropoda; Insecta; Diptera; Tephritidae
Gene: Dora
Product: zinc finger SWIM domain-containing protein 8
Exons: 9
Cellular component (GO): Cul2-RING ubiquitin ligase complex
Molecular function (GO): zinc ion binding
Source: RefSeq, a predicted model, not a curated record